AUGGACAGCGAGGCGUUCCAGAGCUCGGGGGACCUCCUGGACCUGAACUUCCAGUCUCUGGCCAUGAAGCACAUGGACCUGAAGCAGAUGGAGCUGGACACCGCGGCGGCCAAGGUGGACGAACUGACCAAGCAGCUGGAGUCGCUGUGGUCAGACUCGCCGACGCCACCGGGCUCCCAGGCCGGAGCCCCCGCGAGGCUGCCCCGGUACAGCUCCAGCCCGGUCCCAGAGCCCUUCGGCAGCCGCGGGUCCCCCCGGAAGGCGCCCGGCGACGGCGCGGACUCCCCGUUCGGACGCUCGGAGAGCGCCCCGGCCCUGCUCCCCUACAGCUCGCUGUCCCCCAAGGGCCGGCCGUCGUCGCCGCGCACCUCGCUCUACCUGCAGCCCGACGCCUACGGCGGCCUGGACCGCGCGCCCUCGCCCCGGCCCCGCGCCUACGACGGCGGCGCCGGCGGCUCCCUGGGCCGUGCGCCGUCCCCGCGGCCCGGCUCCGGCCCGCUCCGCCAGCAGGGCGCCCCGACGCCCUUCGACCUGCUGGCCCGCGCCAGCUCCCCGCGCGGCAGCCCCCUGGCCGAGGGCCCGCAGGCCUUCUUCCCGGAGCGCGGGCCCUCGCCGCGCCCCGCCGCUUACGACGCCCCGGCCGCCUUCGGGCUCCCCCUGCUGGGCGCGAGCGGCAGCGCCUUCGCCCCGCCGCUGCGAGCGCAAGACGACCUGAUGCUGCGCCGGCGGCCGCCCAAAGCCUGGAACGAGUCGGACCUGGACGUGGCGUACGAGAAGAAGUCUUCGCACGCCGUUAGCUACGAACGCCUGGACGCCUUCGGGAGGCCCUCCUCCCCGGGCCUGCAGCUGUUACCCUGGAGGGAGAGCAGCCUGGACGGGCUGGGGGCCGCCGGCAAGGACAACCUCACCAGCGCCACCCUGCCCCGAAAUUACAAGGUCUCCCCUCUGGCCAAUGACAGGCGCUCUGACGUGGGCAGCUACCGCCGGUCGCUGGGCUCCGCGGGGCCAUCGGGCACUUUGCCCCGAAGCUGGCAGCCCGUCAGCCGCAUCCCCAUGCCUCCUUCCAACCCCCAGCCCCGGGGCGCCCCCCGCCAGCGCCCCAUCCCCCUCAGCAUGAUCUUUAAGCUGCAGAACGCCUUCUGGGAGCACGGGGCCAGCAGAGCCAUGUUCCCUGGCUCCCCCAUCUUCUCCCGACCUCCGCAGCCCAAGCUGCCUCCCCAGCCCCAAGUACCUCCCCAGCCCCAGCUGCUACCCCAGACCCAGCCACAGCCACAGCCACAGCCACAGCCCCAGGUGCCCCCACAGCCCCAGUCACAGCCACAAUCCCAGCCUGGGCUUCAGCUCCAACACCCCGCCCCAAUGCCCCAGUUCCCCCAACAGACUUGGAGUGAAGGCACCCCCAAAGCCCCUGCUGAGCUGGAGCCCGAACCAGAGCUGGAGGGGCUUCUGGCUCCGGUUCUGGAGGCCGGUGACGCAGAUGAAGGCCCUGUAACUCGGCCCCUCAGCCCCACGCGGCUGCAGCCAGCGCUGCCCCCCGAGGCACAGUCGGUGCCAGAGCUGGAGGAGGUGGCGCGGGUGCUGGCGGAGAUUCCUCGUCCCCUCAAACGAAGGGGUUCCAUGGAACAGAGCCCCGCUGUAGCCCUGCCCCCCACCCACAAGAAGCAGUACCAGCAGAUCAUCAGCCGCCUCUUCCAUCGUCAUGGGGGGCCUGGGGGCCCUGAGCCUGAGCUGUCCGCCAUCUCUGAGGGAUCUGAGGCCAGGGCAGGCCCCCCUGCUCCUGCCCCACCAGCUCCCCUACCGCCUCCGGCCCCGCCCCAGAGCAGCCCACCAGAGCAGCUGCAGAGCAUGGAGAUGCGCUCGGUGCUGCGGAAGGCAGGCUCUCCGCGCAAGGCCCGCCGCGCGCGGCUCAACCCGCUGGUGCUGCUGCUGGACGCGGCGCUGACCGGGGAGCUGGACGUGGUGCAGCAGGCGGUGAAGGAGAUGAACGACCCGAGCCAGCCCAACGAGGAGGGCAUCACGGCCCUGCACAACGCCAUCUGCGGCGCCAACUACCCCAUCGUGGACUUUCUCAUCGCGGCCGGCGCCAACGUCAACUCCCCCGACAGCCACGGCUGGACCCCGCUGCACUGCGCCGCCUCCUGCAACGACACGGCCAUCUGCACGGCGCUGGUGCAGCACGGCGCGGCCAUCUUCGCCACCACGCUCAGCGACGGCGCCACCGCCAUCGAGAAGUGCGACCCCUACCGGGAGGGCUACGCCGACUGCGCCACGUACCUGGCAGACGUGGAGCAGAGCAUGGGGCUGAUGCACAACGGCAUGGUGUACGCGCUCUGGGACUACAGCGCCGAGUUCGGGGACGAGCUGUCCUUCCGCGAGGGCGAGUCGGUGACGGUGCUGCGCAGGGACGGCCCGGAGGAGACAGACUGGUGGUGGGCCGCGCUGCACGGCCAGGAGGGCUACGUGCCCCGCAACUACUUCGGGCUCUUCCCCAGGGUGAAGGCUCAGAGGAGUAAGGUGUAG
Molecule: messenger RNA, 2520 nt
Organism: Pipistrellus nathusii (Nathusius's pipistrelle)
Lineage: Eukaryota; Metazoa; Chordata; Mammalia; Chiroptera; Vespertilionidae
Source: the annotation of a GenBank genome assembly